UCUGUGACGGCAGCCCUGGCAGCGCGGGAGGUCGGCCGCCAUAGACUACACGACACACCGGCGGACGGCGCACUCCAGUGCUCAAGGUGCGAGUAGAGGCGAGUAUCGCGUGCCGGGGCGAUGGCAGCCUCGAGGUGCGGCGCGGUGACUGAGGCGGCCCAGCAGGUGAUGUGGACCGCCAGUCGAGCACCUAGGCCCUUCAGCGAGGUGCCUGGUCCCCGGGAGCUGCCCCUGCUGGGCAACGCCUGGAGGUUCCUGCCGCUCGUCGGCGAGCACUCGACGGAGCGGCUGGACGCUGCGAUGCGCGCGCUGCACCUCCGCCACGGCCGCCUCGCAAAGCUGUCGGGGCUGGUGGGGCACCCGGACCUGCUGUUCCUCAGCGACGCCGCGGAGGUGGAGCGCGUGUUCCGGCGCGAGGACUCAUUACCGCACCGGCCCUCCAUGCCGACCCUGCACUACUACAAGCAGCGCCUGCGCCGGAACUUCUUCGGCGACACCCCGGGCGUCAUCGGCGUUCACGGCCGCAAGUGGGACGAGUUCCGCUCGGCGGUGCAGCAGGUGAUGUUGCAGCCGACCGCCGCCAGGAAGUACGUGGCGCCACUGGACCAGGUGGCGCAGGACUUCAUGCUCAGGGUCCAUGAGAUGAGAGACGACAAGAAAGAGUUACCUGGCAACUUCCUGUUCGAGCUAUACAAGUGGGCUUUGGAAUCGGUGGGACGCGUGUCAUUGGACGCGAGGCUGGGCUGCCUGAGCAGAGACCUGCCCCCCGACCACGACGCCCACGGCAUCAUCGCCGCCAUCCACACCUUCUUCAGCACCGUGGCCGAGGUGGAGCUGCGCCUGCCCGUGUGGCGGCUGUUCGCCACGCCGGCCUUCAGGGACUACAUCGGCGCCCUCGACCACUUCCGCCUGCUGUGCAUGAAGCACAUCGGCGCGGCGACAGCGCGCCUGGCGGCUGGGGGAGGCGACAGCGAAGAGUCCAUCCUGCAGCAGGUGCUGGCGCGGUGCGGCGACCCCAAGAUGGCGGCCGUGCUCGCCAUGGACCUCUUCCUCGUCGGCGUGGACACGACGUCCGUGGCGGUGACCUCGACCAUGUACCAGCUGAGUCGCAACCCGCGGCAGCAGGAGAGGCUUCACCGGGAGCUGCGCGCUGUCCUCCCCUCCGCCGACACCUCCCUGGACUGGGACAGCCUGCAGGCUGUGCCCUUCCUGCGCGCCUGCCUCAAGGAGACUCUCAGGAUGUACCCCGUCAUCAUUGGAAACGGGAGAAGUCUACAAUCUGACAUGACGAUAGGAGGGUACACAAUACCUAAAGGCACUCACGUGAUAUUCUCGCACCUGGUGAUGGGCAACUCCGAGCGCUACUUCACACGACCUGGGGAGUUCAUGCCGGAGCGCUGGCUCAAGGCGGCGGAGGUAGGCUGUCCCUGGGGCGACUCCAGGGCGCAUCCCUUCGCGUCGCUGCCCUUCGGCUUCGGGCGGCGCAUGUGCCUGGGGCGGCGCUUCGCCGAGGCGGAGCUGCUCAUCCUGCUGGCCAAGGGAACAACUACCAACAUGCAGACGACACAUCGCAUUGGCAUCUUUUUGGUAGUCACAAUUUUGGAACUGGUGAACUUGGGAACCGCACAAGACCUACGAAAUGUCACGGAACCCAAGAAUCCUCAGACCUGUGCCUCGCUGACAGCAAGUGGCACAGAAGACACCCGGACCAUACAGAAGGCUCUCGACUCCUGCACCAAGGGAAAAGCUGUCGCUUUGUCGUCUGGGGUAUUUCAUUCCGGUCCACUUGUGGUUCCUUCAGGUGUCAGUCUCUUGGUGGACGCUGGAGUGACCUUGAAGGCUCUCACGGACCCUGCACUGUACGAUCUGGGCUCGAACAAGUGUGGCACUAUGGACGAGUACGGUCUGGGCUGCACGGCCUUCAUCACUAUAGCCAAGGCCAGCGGCAGUGGGAUCUACGGCAAAGGCACAAUCGAUGGACAAGGAGAUGUGGUCAUGACUGGGAAAAACCAGACCUGGUGGGAACUGGCGUUUGAUGCAAGAGUACAAGGUACCUAUCAGAACAACCCAAGGCUCAUACAGAUAAACGACUCCUCAGACAUCACGCUGUACGAAGUCACACUGAAGAACUCUCCGUACUGGACGGUGUACAUCACCAACACGAACGGCCUGACGGCGUGGGGGCUCACCAUCCUGGCGCCGGCGAGCGCGCGGAACACAGACGGCAUCGACCCCAUCGGCUCGCAGAACGUCACCAUCGCCCACUGCCACGUCAGCAUCGGCGACGACAACGUGGGCAUAUCGGCUGUGACCGCGCCGGCCAGACACAUCUCCGUGGUCAACAACUACUUUGGCCAUGGGAACGGACUGUCCAUAGGCAGCGGCACAACCCAUGGUGUGAGCGACGUGUUGAUUGAUGGGGUGACCUUCAACGGCUCCAAGAACGGUGUGCACAUCAAGACCAACACCUACCGUGGGGGAGUCGUGAAGGGCAUUACAAUAAAAAACAUCUGUGUGUUUAAUUACGUGCAGAUGCCUAUUCACUUGGAGAUGAGGUACAUGCACCAAGUAGGCAGCCGUCUACCAGAAGUUUACGACGUUAGUUUCGAGAACAUGUGGGUGCUCACGAAGGGAAGCUUUUUGUUCAUUGGUCUGAACGAGUCACAACCAGUGAGGGUCAGUUUGAACAAUGUUCACGUUGCCAAUGGCUCAAAUUGGAUAACAGAUUAUGCAAAUAUUAGUGGAACUGUGUUUUAUGAUGCCAGUGAAGUAAAUUAUUGCUCAGAUGCUGAUAAAAUUAUGUCAAGCUACUUCUUAAUUAUAAUGUGUUGUUUGUUGAAAAAGUUAAUAAUUUAUUGUUAAAUUAAAAGUGGAAGCUGGGAGAGUGAAAUUAAAAGACUGACUUAUAACAGCAAAAAUGAUUUCUACAUUAAAGGCACAAGGGUGACUUAUACUAUUUUAUUUAAUAAAUUAUUGUUAUUGGUUUUUUAGUUUUAUGACUCUUUUAUAUAACUAUUUAAUUAUAUGUAUUUAGUUUGUUAUAUGUUGAAGACUAUUUUAAACACUUACAUUCUAUAGGUGUACCAUAAAAAAAUGUUAGUCUUGAGGAAAUAAUGUUUCUUGUUUUAUAAGCGGUUGUUAUGGAAGAAAUUAAAAGGUAUUAUUAAGUUUAAACAAGUCACAGAAUAAAUAUUUGCCACUAUCAUUCGAAUAUAUUUUAUUUAAUUUAAAAAAGAGCUUUUGUUUUCUCGGAAGUUUAUUCAUGUAAAUGUUCACAAUUAUACACAGUGUUGUUAAAAGUACUCGGAAAAAGUAAUUGGGCUCAAUUACAAUUGAUGUGGUCACAAUGUAACUAAUUAAAAGUAAAAAUUACUUUACAUAGAAUUAAUCAGUAAAAUUACAAUUACUUUCUGCUACCAUUUUAAAACUGACACAAUUCAAUUUUUUUUACACACUGUUACAUUAAUAUACAUAGCCUACAUAUAUGUUUUGUUAAAAAAUUUAUUUCAUGUAAUGAUUAAAUCUAUUAUCUUUAAUUAAAUGAAUAAUAUUUGAGGACAAACUUGCUUUAAUAACAUCAAAAGACUUCAUACAAGUAGCUACCUGUAAUAAAAGUAACACUCUUUAAAUUUUGGAAUUGACUUUACAAAACAAUUACAAUCAUGGGAAUACAGUAGCUAAUAUCAAUAAAUGUUGUAAAAAAACAGUGUUAAUAAAUAUCAUUAAUAAAA
Messenger RNA from Bacillus rossius redtenbacheri, 3731 nucleotides. RefSeq names its product probable cytochrome P450 49a1 (gene Cyp49a1). NCBI's taxonomy places the organism in Eukaryota, Metazoa, Arthropoda, Insecta, Phasmatodea, Bacillidae. Gene Ontology annotation, molecular function: heme binding; monooxygenase activity; iron ion binding. The coding region runs from base 121 to 2862 and encodes 913 amino acids. The record is from RefSeq and is a predicted model, not a curated record. Gene Ontology annotation, biological process: carbohydrate metabolic process. The transcript is spliced from 11 exons.